Drosophila hydei is the source of this 2246-nucleotide messenger RNA. Its product is annotated as forkhead box protein C2. Gene Ontology annotation, cellular component: transcription regulator complex; nucleus. The record is from RefSeq and is a predicted model, not a curated record. Gene Ontology annotation, molecular function: DNA binding. Gene Ontology annotation, biological process: regulation of transcription by RNA polymerase II. Bases 342 to 2075 code for a protein of 577 amino acids. Lineage: Eukaryota; Metazoa; Arthropoda; Insecta; Diptera; Drosophilidae. The transcript has 3 exons.
GUGCGCUCUCCUCAUUCAAGUGUCCAACUUUUGUCGAGGCGGUCAUACAAAACGGCAGUCGCUCGCUCGUUCGCUCGCUGGUCUCUCGCUGUUUGCUGUUCGCAGUUCGCUCGUUGCCUGUACGCUUCGCCUUGCCUGUUCUUUGCCGUUCGUUCGGAGGGGGAAGGCGCUGUGGUCGUGGUCUUGCCGUCAACGGUCAAUAGCGCGCCCACACGCCUAUAAAAAGAUUUCUGUUCGUGUCGCUUAUGCAUGUGCGUGCGUGCGUGCGAACGUGUGUGUAUUAGUGAAAACUGCCAAAGCGCCGCUGCAAAAAGUUUUUGAAAAACCGUUAACGAUAAGCCAUGAAGGAAAUGAAAGUGGCUCGAGCGAUUAGUGAAUCCUCCACAACCUCCGAUAAUACAUCCGAUUUCAUUGAUAUUGUCAAGAAGUACGAUGUCGUCUACAAUAAUCACAAUCCUGAUUAUAAGAACGUUGAGGUGAAGAUGAAAGUCUGGACGCAAAUAGCGGACGAGAUUGGAUUAUCUGUGGAAGCUUCGAAGCGAAAAUGGAAAAACCUUCGCGACAGUUAUACAAAAUAUUUGCGUUCCUUUCGAGUUGGCACAAAAACUUCAAAGAAAUAUCAGUAUUGGGCGCACGCGGAUCACAUGGAGUUCCUGAAGCCGUUUCAAGGACCUGGCAGAAACUCGGCGAAUGGCAAUGGCAAGUCGAACGAUGAGGACGACAAUGAAUGUGACUUCGGCUAUCAGGUGCUUGCCAAGGCGGCCAGCAAUGGAGGUGAGGAUGACUUGAAGAUUACCAUAGCCACAGCGACAGCAUCAACUUCGGCGCUCAGCACGCAGACGGUGAACAGUUAUACAACGCCGAUACUGACGCCGAGCGUGGCCGCCACGCCGCCCAGCCUCGUCUCGCCCGGAGCGCUUAGCAACUCCGGCGCGGCGCCGCAGAACCACAAUAGCAACAGCAAUGGCAGCAGCAAUUGUGCGGCGGUGGCGCCUCUGACGCUCAGCUCGAUGACGCCGCCAGCUGCCAACUGCAGCAACAGCAGCUCCAACAGCGGUAUUCUGUCUCUGCCCGCCCUGCCACUCAGUGCCGCGGGCAAGGGCUCAGUCAGUGCGAAUGCUGCGGCUCUGGCCACGCUGGCCAGUUUGCCCAUGGGCAUUGGUGGAUUGCCCGCUGCAGCGGCUGCCGCACAAAUGUUUACGCUAAAAGCUGCAGCAGCUGCCGCAGGUUUGCCGCUAACGUCGACGCCCAACUGCAGCACAGCCAACAAUGUGGGUUGCCUGAUUAUCGAGCCGCAUCUGUUUGCUGCCGCUGACAACUUCAAGAAGGAGCUGAGCGCAGCGGCAGCGGCUGGAGCGCCGCUUGGCCUGUUCCAGAAUCUGGCCAAUCGACACAAUCUUAAUGGCAAUGCGCCAUCAGCUUUGGGGCUGGGCAACCCGACGCCACCGCCACCGCCGCCGGCGCCACCCAGUUCAAAGGUGAGGCGCGUGCAGCCGUCGCCGCAGACAACAGCCAUCAACCUCAGCUGUACGAGCUCGAAUGCAGCCGCAUCCAACUGUUCCCAGCCCUCGCCCGCCAAGACACGUAAGAUGAGCGAUCCGCGUUUUCCCACCGACUGGGAUGUGUCCGCUGUGCUGCAGGCUAACCGUGAACUGGACGCCAAUACGCUGUUCUUCUUGAGUCUAGCGCGACAGGUGCGCGCCAUGCCCAUGAAGUUCCAAUCGCUGGCCAAGAUGCGCUGCAUGCGUAUCGUCAGCGACAUCGAGUUGGAGCUGGAGAACUUUGACUGCAACGGCGUGCCGCCGCCCGAGGAGUCGGGCAGCACGGCAAAUCUGAAGUACUGCACCGAUACACCGCCGCCACAGCAACCGGAUGGCUCCACGCUGAUUGCGGCUGCCGGUGGCAUGGUGCCCGAGGGCUCCACUGAGCAUUUCGUAUAUGUGAUGUCGCCGUCGCGAGUGGAGAGCAUGAUAGACAUUUCAUCCGAUGAGGAGAGCAAUAUGAAUGGUGGCUUGCCAGCCACAGGUGCGGGUGGCGGCCUCUCCGCUGCUGCGGCCACUGGAGCGGUCCACUGAGACGUCCUCUAUCUAUCUUAAAGCAACUUACAAAUUGUAUUGUUAAACUUAAGUAAACUUAACUUAGAUGCAUUAAAGUGCAGUUUGUCGUCUUAAUUGUUGUUGGACUUGGAACAAUUUAUUUACACGAUUCUGGAACUAUGAAACUUAACGAUAUGAAAAUGGAAAAAA